Messenger RNA from Botrytis sinoallii, 3952 nucleotides. RefSeq lists its product as uncharacterized. Lineage: Eukaryota; Fungi; Ascomycota; Leotiomycetes; Helotiales; Sclerotiniaceae. The transcript has 8 exons. Bases 967 to 3633 code for a protein of 888 amino acids. The record is from RefSeq and is a predicted model, not a curated record.
GACUCGCAAAAAAUUGAUGGGAGGCGAUGAAACUGCAUGGAAUACACAAAAUGGAGCAAAAGUACGAACCCGGUUCAUCCAAACAACGGUCCUGCUACAUCCCGUGUUUCAUAGACGCACCCCUUUGAAGACCCCAUGAAACAUCCAACAAUUAUUAACCAACAAAGCCGCGAGCAAAAUUUUUGAUUGAAACAAACCAAGAAAUGGGUUUAUCGUUCCUCUUAGCUGGCAGGCAUAACAAUACACGGCACCUAUGUUGAAACUGCUGUCGAUGGGAUGAAAUUAUAUUACAUGUCCAUUUUGGAUCGUGUUUGUACGACUUCGGAAGGUCGAAAAGGGAUUUGGCUUGGAGUAUUGAAAUUUUUAUAUUAAAAAGAAGGGGAAGGAUCGACGACGCGUUUAUGCGAUGAGAUCCGUCCGUUCUUCUUCCCCAUAUAUUUUGAAAAAGUUCCCGCAUUUGAAAGCUUGAUCGCGUUUCGAAGAUUCUCUUUGGUAGGAUAAAAAAGUAGCUUGGGAAAUUAAGAGCCGCCACAACAAAUGUCCGAAGUACCAAUCAAGAUCCAGCAACCGCGUAUCGUGAAGAAACACCAAGUUUCAACUCUUCUCUGUUCUCGCUCAAUCUUUGACCCUCCACAUUCUCGGCACUGUUACUAGAUGAGACUGUCAAGGGACUACCCAAGUAUCCUGAUCUAUAUUCAGUGUACACACUCUCUGUCGUCGACUCAUCACGGGAGCAUCAGUGAACCCCUGUCGCACUAGCAAACACACCAGGGUAGAACAACCUAAAUUAUCUCAACAACAUCGAAUCAAAUCCUCCCCAGUGACGGGUUGCGGCUGUACCUUUCCAAUACAAGCGGCGAUAUAGAGUAUUUUGAAGCACUUGCCACUUAAUAACCAUAUUAAGUUCCCGGGAGAGUGAAGCACUGAUAUACCCUUAAUUGGAUUCGGAAGCUUUCCUCCCCAGUCAUGAGCCAUCCUUCGAACAGUCCGCUUAGACAAUAUGGAGAGCAUACCAAGGAAGCCACUCUUUGUGCUCAAGAUGGUUUGUUUGAGAUAUGGGAUGGGAGACCAGAUGAAAUGAAGAAGGUCGAUCUUAAAGAUAUAAAGAUCACGGGCCGCCGCCAACAUGUUAAUUAUCAUCAUUUUACACCUUUUGGCAGGCCACACAUUCAUUUCUUCGAACCUUCUUUCUUUUCUCGACGACAUAAUUCCAAACUUAAACUACAUUCUUUUACAGAUACCACAUCGACGUCGACAUCCUGCAGCAGCUGGUACUACUUCACGAUGGCUUCCUUCUCAAUCAUUUCCAUUUUAUUGGCUCUACGCUUCUUCUUCAUCGUUUCCGGUGCUCCUACUCCUGUGCCAACUGAUGCAGUGGCUACUACCGCAUCAGCUUCCAGCAGUUAUUGGCUUGCUUCAAUUCAACGACAAGGUAUUGCGCCAUUUGGCGAUGCUUCAUAUCAAGUCUUCCGAAAUGUCAAGGACUUUGGUGCUGUUGGUGAUGGUGUAACUGAUGACACCGCUGCCAUCAACUCUGCCAUCUCCUCUGGUAACCGUUGUGGUAAAGGCUGUGACUCUACUACUGUUACCCCUGCUCUCGUUUACUUCCCACCUGGAACAUAUGCUAUCUCAGCUCCUAUUAAACAACAAUAUUUCACUCAACUUGUUGGUGAUGCUGUUACUCUCCCAACAAUUAAAGGUCUUGCCAACUUUGCUGGCAUGGCUUUACUCGACGCAGACCCAUAUGAUCCUGAAUUUAACUGGUUCACCAAUCAGAACAACUUCUACCGUCAAAUCAGAAACUUUGUCAUCGACUUGACUGCCAUGCCUGCCUCAACUGGUAGUGGUAUUCAUUGGCAAGUUGCUCAAGCUACAUCAUUACAAAACAUUGUUUUCAACAUGAGAACUGAUGGUGGAGAAGGUAACAACCAACAAGGAAUCUUCAUGGAUAAUGGCAGUGGUGGUUUCAUGGCCGACUUGACAUUCAACGGUGGCAAGUAUGGUGCUUUCUUGGGUAGCCAACAGUUUACUUCUCGAAACUUGACCUUUAAUAACUGCCAAACGGCCAUCUACCUAAACUGGGCCUGGCUCUGGACCUUCAAGGACAUCAACAUCAACAACUGUGGUGUGGGUCUCGAUAUGUCAGCUGGCGGUGCCAGUUCGCGGGCAGUAGGAUCGGCCACAUUGAUGGACAGUACCAUUGUAAACACGCCAAUCGGUAUUUCUACCGUUUACGAUGUCACCGAAACCGGAACUAACGGAACUCUCGUUAUUGAUAACGUCGACUUCUCUUCCAAUGUUCCAGUUGCCGUGUAUGAUGCCACUUCCAAGUCAACCGUCCUUGCCGGAAACGCCAAAGUCGCAUCAUGGGCUCAAGGAAAGGUCUACACUGGAGUUAAUGCUGGUGCAGCUAGCCAAGGUGUUCAAGAUGCUGUCACCAAGCCUGCAGUCCUCUUGGAUUCUACUGGCAAGUUAUUUGGACGCACCAAGCCACAAUAUGAGACUUUACCAGCCUCUUCAUUUUUGAGUGUCAAGUCUAAUGGAGCUAAGGGUGAUGGAACUACCGAUGAUACUGCUGCCAUUCAAGCAAUCUUCGACAAGGCUACCACUGAUCAAGUCGUUUACUUCGAUCACGGUGCUUAUGUUGUCACUGACACCAUCAAGGUUCCAAAAAACAUCAAGAUCACUGGUGAGAUCUGGCCUAUGAUCAUGGCAAAGGGAUUCAACGAUCAAGCCAAUCCAAAGGCCGUCUUCCAAGUUGGACAAGUUGGUGACACUGGCUCUGUGGAGAUCUCCGAUAUUGUUUUCCAAACUAUGGGUCCAGCUGCGGGCGCUAUCCUUAUCGAAUGGAAUCUCAAGGAGGCUUCUCAAGGCUCAGCAGGAAUGUGGGAUGUUCAUACAAGAAUUGGUGGUAGUGCUGGUACUCAACUUCAAUCCAACACUUGCGCCAAGAAUCCAAACGCAACUCACAGCAGCAACCCAGAAUGUAUUGGAGCCUUUAUGCUUCUCCACGUUACUGAAAAGGCUUCAAUCUACCUUGAGAACAACUGGUUUUGGGUUGCCGAUCAUGAACUUGAUCUUACCGAUCACACCCAAAUUGAUCUUUACAACGGCAGAGGAAUCUUGAUUGCUUCUGAAGAAGGACCUACCUGGAUGUAUGGUACCGCCAGUGAACAUAAUGUUCUUUACAACUAUCAAUUGGCCAACGCCUCCAAUGUCUUUAUGGGAGCCAUCCAAACUGAAACUCCUUACUACCAAUCCAAUCCAGAUUCUACAACACCUUUCACCACCAACUCAGUUUAUGGUGAUCCUUCUUUCACUGGUGGAUCACUUGCCGAUAAAGCAUGGGGUGUUCGCAUCGUUAACUCUGAGGAUGUCUUUAUCACUGGUGCUGGUCUCUAUUCAUUCUUUGAUAACUACAGCCAAGAUUGUUUGAUGACUUCUAACUGUCAAAGCAACAUGCUUUCAAUUGAGGGUUCAGGCAAUAUUCACAUCACUGGAUUGUCAACCGUCGGUGUUGAAAACAUGGUUACAAUUGACGGACAGAGUGGCGCAGUGUUUAAAGACAACCGUAACACUUUUGCUGCUACUAUUGCAAUGUUCAAGGGAGCUGGUACAGGUGUUAAGUGCUAGGUUGGUCUAUUUUAGAUGGAUAUGAUACGGCUUAAUGAGAUUACGAUACAUGAUUACGAUACCCCGCGGAUCCUUCAUACUUCUCCUUUUGUCAUCUUUUUAAUGUUCUUCUUGUGCAUAGCCUUAUUAGGUGGUGUACAUUAUUCCAUAGGGCUUAGAAUGCGGGCGUUUGUUUUUGUUUUUGUCUUUGGUUUUGCGGAGGAAUGGAGAGAUGUGGGAUACAUAUGGGGUAUAUGCUGUGCAUAUAUGGGAUGAGUACACUGGAAUUGCAUGAUUUUAGAUAGCUACAUAACUGAAUUUGAAAUACUUUGAAUUUGCA